Messenger RNA from Galeopterus variegatus (Sunda flying lemur), 2022 nucleotides. It is a transcript of the gene SCARF2, whose product is annotated as scavenger receptor class F, member 2. Gene Ontology annotation, molecular function: scavenger receptor activity. The transcript is spliced from 13 exons. The record is from RefSeq and is a predicted model, not a curated record. NCBI's taxonomy places the organism in Eukaryota, Metazoa, Chordata, Mammalia, Dermoptera, Cynocephalidae. Bases 1 to 2022 code for a protein of 673 amino acids.
AUGGCCACACCCUCCGGUGUCAUCUGUGCUCCCACGGGUGAGGUGCGAGAAUCCGGGGGGCCGCCGCCGCUGCUGCCGCUGCUGCUGCUACUCUGGCUGCUGCCCGGCCCCGCGGCGCCCCAGGAGCUGAACCCGCGCGGCCGCAACGUGUGCCGCGCGCCCGGCUCCCAGGUGCCCACGUGCUGCGCUGGCUGGAGGCAGCAGGGGGACGAGUGUGGGAUUGCGGUGUGCGAGGGCAACUCCACGUGCUCGGAGAACGAGGUGUGCGUGAGGCCGGGCGAGUGCCGCUGCCGUCAUGGUUACUUCGGUGCCAACUGCGACACCAAGUGUCCGCGCCAGUUCUGGGGCCCCGAUUGCAAGGAGCUGUGUAGCUGCCACCCUCACGGGCAGUGCGAGGACGUGACGGGCCAGUGUACGUGUCACGCGCGGCGCUGGGGCGCGCGCUGCGAGCAUGCGUGUCAGUGCCAGCACGGCGCGUGCCACCCGCGGAGCGGCGCGUGCCGCUGCGAGCCCGGCUGGUGGGGAGCGCUGUGCGCCAACGCGUGCUACUGCAGCGCCACCUCGCGCUGCGACCCACAGACAGGCGCCUGCCUGUGCCACGCAGGCUGGUGGGGCCGCAGCUGCAACAAUCAGUGCGCCUGCAACUCGUCUCCCUGCGAGCAGCAGAGCGGCCGCUGCCAGUGCCGCGAGCGCACGUUCGGCGCGCGCUGCGAUCGCUACUGCCAGUGCUUCCGUGGCCGCUGCCACCCUGUGGACGGCACGUGCGCCUGCGAGCCGGGCUACCGCGGCAAGUAUUGCCGAGAGCCGUGCCCCGCCGGUUUCUACGGCCUGGGCUGUCGCCGCCGGUGCGGCCAGUGCAAGGGCCAGCAGCCAUGCACUGUGGCCGAGGGCCGCUGCCUGACAUGCGAGCCCGGUUGGAAUGGAACCAAGUGCGACCAACCGUGCGCCACCGGCUUCUAUGGCGAGGGUUGCGGCCACCUCUGCCCACCGUGCCGCGACGGGCAUGCCUGUAACCAUGUCACCGGCAAGUGUACGCGCUGCAACGCGGGCUGGAUCGGCGACCGGUGCGAGACCAAGUGCAGCAAUGGCACUUACGGCGAGGACUGUGCCUUCGUGUGCGCCGACUGCGGCAGCGGCCACUGCGACUUCCAGUCGGGGCGCUGCCUGUGCAGCCCUGGCGUUCACGGGCCCCACUGUAACUUGACUUGCCCACCCGGGCUUCAUGGUGUGGACUGCGCCCAGGCCUGCAACUGCCACGAGGACUCGUGCGAUCCUGUCACCGGUGCCUGCCGCCUAGAGACCAACCAGCGCAAGGGCGUGAUGGGCGCGGGCGCGCUUCUUGCACUACUCCUCGGUCUGCUGCUGUCGCUGCUCGGCUGCUGCUGCGCCUGCCGCGGCAAGGACCCCGCGCGCCGGGAGCUCUCGCUCGGGAGGAAGAAGGCGCCUCAGCGACUGUGCGGGCGCUUCAGUCGCAUCAGCAUGAAGCUGCCGCGGAUCCCGCUGCGCAGGCAGAAGCUGCCCAAAGUCGUAGUGGCGCAUCACGACCUGGAUAACACACUCAACUGCAGCUUCCUGGAGCCACCCUCAGGGCUGGAGCAGCCCUCACCAUCAUGGUCCUCCCGGGCUUCCUUCUCCUCCUUCGAUACCACCGAUGAAGGCCCUGUGUACUGUGUGCCCCAUGAGGAGGCGGCAACCGACAGCCGGGACCCAGAGACCCCCACCGCCCCUGCGGAGGCGCCAGCUUCGUCCCCCGCGCCCUUGACCACGCCAGCGUCCGCGGAGGAGGCGACGGCCUUCCCCGCGUCCUCCGACAGCGAACGGUCGGCGUCUAGCGUGGAGGGGCCCGGAGGGGCACUGUAUGCGCGCGUGGCCCGGCGCGAGGCCCCGGGGCCCGAGAAGGCGGCGGCCAGCGCGCCCGCGCCCGAGACCCCCCGGAAGAAGACCCCCAUCCAAAAGCCGCCGCGCAAAAAGAGCCGGGAGGCGGCAAGCGAGCUGGGCAGGGCGGGCGCGCCCACCCUGUAG